AUGUUGUGCUGCCGCCGCAGAAAGAAAGAACCUCGCAGGAAGAUAGAAAAGAGCGAUAUCAGACCGGUCUUACCAUAUGGCGAUCAGGAGCCUAUAGUGGCAGAAGGCGAAUACGACGAGGAAAAAUACAUUGGCUCGCCAGUCAAGCAUUCACCAGACGAGCCACCUCAGUUGGAAGUCGACCUACCAACAGCAAUGCAGCCACCAACGAAACCGCGAUAUUUUCUAGGCGGGAGGGAUGCUCGUCAAAGUAAACUAUCUGUAGUCAGUUCGCUGGGCGAUGGCGAAGCAGCGAUACAAGCAGAUACAAAUAUUCCAGUAUGGGGUCGGGAUUCGGGUACCACACAUACACCGCAUCACAGUUAUUCAGCAGCCACAGAAUUGGCGAGGCAGAACAGUCGAGAUUCUCGGCAAAGAUUGUCCGAGUUUGGGAGAUUGUCUCCUAGCAAACGUGCUUCGAGACUUAUUCAAAGCUGGCAUCCAGGUUUGGGGAUUACGACGAGGGGAACUGUGAUUCAUCGACCGAACAGAAAGAGCAGGUUGAGUAGCACCUUCUCUAUGACAAGAGAUCGGAGCAGCCGAGGCUCCCUCAACACAUACGGAACCAGUAUACUGUCCACCAAGCCAGACUACCCUGCUUCAAACUCGAACAGGAACUCAGCUACGAUAGGCCCUGUAUUAGUCCCUGAUGGGGAAAAGCGCCGCUCCCUGACAGAAUCACAAAAGCGUCGCAGCAUCCGCAUAGUCAGCCAAACCGAGAGUGUCGUAGAUCGCAGACCUCUGGCCGAAAAACGACAAUCCUUCAUCCGCAAUCGAGCAAGCAGCAGCGUCAUGAGUCCAGUUCUCUUCGCGUCCUCCCGACGCUCCUCAAACAUGGGCUUAUACAGCAAUCUCGGCUCCAUAAAAGGCAGCCCUAGCAUACGUCGCCAAACAACCUCUUCAUCUCUGCUUGAACCACCGGCACGAAACCCUCGCCGCUUAGUCUCUGGCCCACAUAUCUUCCCUCCUGGUCUACCACGAGCAAUAACUCCAUCACCUUCCCGCUCUCCUGAGAGAAACAGUCAGCUGCGUGCUGCGAAUAACAACAGUCCUACUCUACCUCCCGCAAACACAGCAGACAAUUGGACAACAACAACAGACACCAGCAGCUCCCUCUCCCGCGACAAUUCCGACGCAAAAGCCGCAGCCCAAUACGCCGAGUACGCUCUAGAGAUGGAAUUGCCACGACACCAACGCACUUGGGUCCGGCCAGGGGAAGCGUCGCCCACGCCUCCCCCUAGCAGCAUUCUGCGCAUCGCAAGCAAUAGCAACAACCGUGAAGCUGCGCGGCGUAAAUGGGCCGAGAAACUCAAUCGCAACAGUUCUGGAAACUUGGCUUCGAGGAGCCCGUCACCGCUGCGGGUCACGCUGAGUGGUGUCAGUGCAUCGAGAAUCAAAGGCAGGAAGCAGAGAUUAAAGAACACUGCUGCCUCUUCUGAUGACGACAAAGAGAACAAGACUGAAGAUCGCCUGAGUAAACUUGUUAGUAACGACAGUUUCAGCGGUGCUAAGCACAUGCGAGGAAGGAAGAGCUUGGUGCAAGUGGAAGCUGGAAAUAGGAUUAGUAGUUCGAAGGCUAGAGUCGAGGAUCCCGACAUCACUGUCGUUAGGCACUCAACUGGCGAUGACGGAUGGGAAGAUGUGGUCGGCGAGGAUGCUCUAUCUGUCCAGGGUGUAGCAAAGGGCGUGUUAGCGUCUUCGCCGUCUAAUGCUAGUAGUGUCAGGUUUCUUUAA
Aureobasidium namibiae CBS 147.97 is the source of this 1773-nucleotide messenger RNA. RefSeq lists its product as uncharacterized. Lineage: Eukaryota; Fungi; Ascomycota; Dothideomycetes; Dothideales; Saccotheciaceae. The coding region runs from base 1 to 1773 and encodes 590 amino acids. The record is from RefSeq and is a predicted model, not a curated record. The transcript has a single exon.